Molecule: messenger RNA, 813 nt
Organism: Peronospora belbahrii
Lineage: Eukaryota; Oomycota; Peronosporomycetes; Peronosporales; Peronosporaceae
Source: the annotation of a GenBank genome assembly
AUGGCGACUGUGAAUUGCCGACGCUUUCUGGCAGCAUGGACGCGAUUUCAGACGAAUAACGAGCAUCAGAUGGAUGGAGACGUUAUUACACAUUACCAACAAUUGGCAUUACACUUUCAGCAGAUUCUUCAAGAUGACGAAGAGUCAAGAGCUUUACAAUCCGACGUUGUCUCCGUUCUGGUCGCUAUUGCUGCACUCAAGAAAGAAGAAGAAGAGUGUAUGCCGAAAUCUCGACGAAUCCCACGAGCGUCAGAGCUCGUGAAGCUUCGAGAAGAACGAAUUACUGUGACGUCUCAAGCUGCAAGAACGGAGCAGAAAUUACAGCUGCAACUUGGUGAAAAGAUGGAGAAGAAGGAGGUCCAUGCAAUGCCUGAAGUGCGCACGGACUUGACUGCAGAUGAUUUUAAGUCCAUGUUGAAAGUAGCUGCUCCACAAGAGGAGAAACUAUCAACAAAGGCAAUGAGAAGACGACUUGGUUUGGUAGAUCGAUCGGAAGCACUGACGAGUGCACCCGAGACAGUUGUUCGAGAAGAGCAGGAGUCGAUUCAAGCAGAAAUGAUGUCGCUGGCGAAACAGCUGAAAGACAGAACGCAAACUAUAAAUCAUUCCUUGGCGGAGGACGUCAAGAUGUUAGACGCUGUGGGUCAAAGUGCUCAGUCGAAUACGGCGCUGCUUGAACGAGAAAACGAUAAGCUGAAGAAGCAGCUGGCUUCGAGCAUCGGACUCUGGACGUCGCUGUGGCUUGUAGCAAUGCUGGUUGUUGUCUUUAUUGUCACAUAUUUCUAUAUGAGAUUGUUUUCGCGACGGUGGUAA